Molecule: messenger RNA, 543 nt
Organism: Gastrolobium bilobum
Lineage: Eukaryota; Viridiplantae; Streptophyta; Magnoliopsida; Fabales; Fabaceae
Product: secreted RxLR effector protein 161-like
Exons: 1
Coding region: 1-543 (180 amino acids)
Source: RefSeq, a predicted model, not a curated record
AUGGAACAUUGGAAAGCUGCAAAGAAAGUUUUAAGAUACCUUCAAGGCACGAAGGAUCACAUGCUCAUGUACAAAAGGUCCAAUGAAUUAGAAGUAAUUGGAUAUACUGAUUCAGAUUUUGGUGGAUGUCUUGAUAGUAGAAAGUCAACCUUUGGCUACUUGUUUAUGUUUUCCCAAGGAGCCAUAUCAUGGAAAAGUGCAAAACAGACUAUCGUUGCUUCAUCCACUAUGGAGGCAGAAUUUGUGGCAUGUUUUGAAGCCACAACUCAUGCAUUAUGGCUGCGGAACUUUAUUUCAGAGCUUGCGGUUGUCGACACCAUUAGCAGGCCGCUGAAAAUUUACUAUGAUAAUUAUGCAGCAGUAUUCUUCUCUAAGAACGAGAGAUACUCUAAAGGUGCCAAACAUAUAAAGUUAAAGUAUUUUAACGUUAAAGAGGAGGUUCAGAAACAAAGAGUGUCAAUUAUGCACAUAAGAACUAAACACAUGAUGGCAGACCCUUUGACGAAAGGGUUACAACCAAAGCUAUUUAAAGAACAUGUUUAA